AUGGCAUACCCGGGGCACACUGGCGCUGACGGAGGGUACUACCCGGGCGGGUAUAGAGAAGCUCCCGGAGGGCCUGAGUUUCCUGGACAAACUCAGUAUCCGCUGUAUGGUUGCUUUGCUGCUGUAGCUGGACAGGAUGGGCAGAUAGAUGCUGAUGAAUUGCAGAGAUGUCUGGCACAGUUGGGCAUUGCUGGAGGAUACAAACCUUUUAACCUGGAGACUUGUCGGCUUAUGGUUUCCUUGUUGGAUAGAGACAUGUCAGGAACAGUGGGUUUCAAUGAAUUUAAAGAACUCUGGGCUGGACUGAAUGGCUGGAGACAACACUUCAUCAGUUUUGACAGUGAUGGAAGUAGAACAGUGGACCCUCAAGAAUUGCAGAAGGCCCUGACCACAAUGGGAUUUAGAUUGAGUCCCCAGACUGUGAAUUCAAUUGCUAAACUGUACAGCACCAAUGGAAAGAUCACCUUUGAUGACUACAUCACCUGCUGCAUCAAACUGAGGGCCCUCACAGACAGCUUUCGAAGACGGAAUACUGCUGAGCAAGGUGUUGUGAGUUUCCCAUAUGACUAUUUCAUUCAGUGUGUCAUGAGUGUUUAA
Choloepus didactylus (southern two-toed sloth) is the source of this 597-nucleotide messenger RNA. RefSeq names its product sorcin-like. The coding region runs from base 1 to 597 and encodes 198 amino acids. Gene Ontology annotation, molecular function: calcium ion binding. The record is from RefSeq and is a predicted model, not a curated record. The transcript has a single exon. Lineage: Eukaryota; Metazoa; Chordata; Mammalia; Pilosa; Megalonychidae.